AUGAAUAUUGAUGUUAUGCGUAGUUAUUUUAAAGUCAAUAACUGUUCAGAGCGUCCCUUGCCAGGAUGGAGAUUGAAAAGGUAUACAGAAUUCAACAGACUGUACCCAAACUUAGACGUUACUGAACAAAACGUGGUUGACCGAAAGGAUAUAAUAGUAAAGAAUAAGUACCUUUCUGAUGUUGAGAUAGGUCACAUACGCAGACAAGUGGGGAACAAGCUUGGUUAUGCUGAGACAAUUGCCGAUAUAAAUGGAGAUCCUAAUGAAGUGGCAGGUGGAUUAAACCAAGAUGGUCAAUUCCAGAAUGCAACACCGACGGAAGACGAAGCUCACACUACUUUCCUUAGCUCUUUAUAA
Acanthoscelides obtectus is the source of this 357-nucleotide messenger RNA. The record is from the annotation of a GenBank genome assembly. Lineage: Eukaryota; Metazoa; Arthropoda; Insecta; Coleoptera; Chrysomelidae.